CUAUCACUGGUCAUCACUGAAAAAAGCUUAACUCCAUCUUCUUGACACUCACCCUUUACGUAUUUGUAAACAUUGAUGAGGUCACCCCUCAGUCUCCUUUUCUCCAAACUAAAGAGACCCAGCUCCCUCAGCCUUUCCUCAUAAGGGAGAUGUUCCACUCCCUUAAUCAUCUUUGUGGCUCUGCGCUGGACUCUUUCAAGCAGUUCCCUGUCCAAACUGUGACUUGUCUCACUACUCCCUGCACAAGCACAAUGAGCCACUGAUGUCCUCUGAAUUCAUCAGCAAAUGCUGAUGAGCCACAGAGACUACAACUGCAUGUUCCUGAGAGUGAGAGUCAUCAUGGUUUGGAGGAGCCCCUACACAUAAGAAAACACAGACCUUUGCCUGUGUGCUUCACCACAAGAUAUUUCCUUCUGCACUUCCUUGCAUGUUCAUCUCUUGCUCCUCAGGAACCUUUGCCUGGUUCUGGAGGAAUACUGGUAUAACACUGCUUAGUUGUUUGUUUGGGGUGUUUUUUUUUCUCUUUCCUUAUUUGUGACCUUUACUGUUUAUUUUGUUGUCUGACAAUGGCUCAAGGACAUGUCUGGUUGCUUCCAGCUUCAUUUACAGUAUCACCUGUUGUCAAAACAGUAUCAAAUUCAUUGAGCUAUUAUUUUUGUCUUCAAGUUGAACCUGAGGAAGAGAAACAAGAGCUUCCUCUAGAAGGCUUAUGUCCCAGCAGACAGGAAACAUCCCAAAGGAACCCCAGCAGAGACUCCUGGGAGAUCUCCAAGGACUCAGUGGCUGAGGCAAGAGCAAAGAACUCCACGUCUAUUAAAUCCCCAGUACCUCUUUCAGCAAAGUGUGUUCAGAAUAAAAAACAGAGGAAAGAGAGUCUCCAGACCAAAACUCCCUCCACUGAGAGUCUUAAUUCAGGAAGACUUGAAGAGGAAACAGAAGAUAGUGGGCAUGAGCCAAGAGAGGGGAGCAACACCUACCGCCACUCUGCAAUAUCCAGGCAGAGGGAAGCAGAGGGAACCAAAUCCACAUCAAGUACUAAAGAACCAGCAACAGGCAAGCACCAGACCCUGAAGUCUAGAGGACCUGAAUCUUCCAGGAAGACCAUCAAAGCCAGCUAUGAAAAAGCCAAGGAGACCUGCAACAGAUUAAGUCCCAAAGAAUCUUUAGCAUCAUUAGGGCCAGAUGGGAAAGCAGAAUGGAAGCUCCCUCUGGAGAACAGAAAGAGAACGAGCUCCAUCUCUGAUAGUAGCAAAUAUAAAUCAGCCAGUGCAGAUGAACUUACCAGGGAAGACAAGGAACGUCGAGCUCUGUGCGAGGCCGCGUUAAUCAUGGGACAGAAGAGAAUCGGCGACCGUACUAAAAUGCUGAAAAACCCCUUGGACUCUCCUCCAUCUUUUGCUGAUUACAACCAUCUGGGUUUUAACCUGAGGUCAAAUAUAUUCCAAGGUGGCCCACUGAAGAGCCAAAGCUUGAUGAAAGAUUCCUACACCCCUGAAAUAAUUCAGAAGGCAAUCAGGGACCCCAAGAAUUGGCAUGGAAGGAGAACUGAUGAGCUAGGAGAAUGGUAUAAGAAACAUGCACUAGAUCUUAACGUACAGAAAGCAUUGGAGGACAAAUAUGGAAAGAAGAAAAGCAAGCCUUAGAAGGUGAAGGUAGAGGACUGAGCUACAUUCAGAGAAGUAUCUUCUUCCUCAGCCUUUUAAUA
Messenger RNA from Apus apus (common swift), 1705 nucleotides. It is a transcript of the gene CIMIP4, whose product is annotated as testis expressed 33. The record is from RefSeq and is a predicted model, not a curated record. The coding region runs from base 567 to 1643 and encodes 358 amino acids. NCBI's taxonomy places the organism in Eukaryota, Metazoa, Chordata, Aves, Apodiformes, Apodidae. The transcript has 4 exons.